Molecule: messenger RNA, 159 nt
Organism: Cylicostephanus goldi
Lineage: Eukaryota; Metazoa; Nematoda; Chromadorea; Rhabditida; Strongylidae
Source: the annotation of a GenBank genome assembly
AUGAAUUCUACCAUACCACCGCUGAUGACAGAUGGCAUGGCUCCAGCCGAUGAUGAUCUGAUAGAACUCAUGCAAGAAUUGCUGUCUGUCUACUUGAUUCUGGGUAUAAUUGGUUUUGUUGGUGUUCUUUUCAACAUUCCGCUGAUGUACACUCUUCUG